AUGCUGCUGCACCAGCAGGCUCAGCGCUUGAGCCUUGAAGAAGAUUCCAAUCUUUUGUCAAAGGUUGCUUUUCUGACCACAGCUGAUGAUCAAAGCCAGCAGUUGUGGUGGUCCUUGGACUUCAUGUAUGACCGGUUCAAAUUUCAUGGCGAGAAGAGAAAAUUGCACAAGUGGAUCCAGUUUUUCACGCAAGGCGUCGGAGCAUCAGAUGUGUGUGACCAGGAAUUUUUCUGUCACACCAAGCGGAAUGACUUGCCUGAUGUAGCGCUACGUGAGAACGCUGCUACCACCAAGUCUAUCUUCUCAUUUUUAUAUUUCACCCUCAGAGAAUCCAGAACUCCUUCGAUUCUGAACUUUGUACGCCAGUGGUUGCCUGCCCUUUGCAGCAGAGUCUCCUCAACGUUGCAGAUAGCUCAGGAGGUUCCAGUAGAAGACAUGUUGUCUCUCACAGUGUUCCCGGGAGGACAAGUUACUGGUCUUGAGGAAAUGCUUUCAGAGAGGCACAGGACAAGUUUUGUGGCGUGGAGCAAUGAAUGGAAAGACAUGUAUGAGAAAAGGGAUCUGUCCGAACCUCUCUUAAGUGGUGAAAAUUCAACAGUUUCAUUGCAAGAGCUGGUCAAAUUUGUGUUUUCCGUGGAAAAGAAAAAGCGUUCUGCGGGAACUCACCCAUGGUCUGCAGACUCUGUGUCUGGCUCUUCUUUGCGUCGGGUGCAGAAGGCUCUAGUUCAUUUCAUGGCAGCUGUUUUGGACGUCUUUGUGAUCGACUGGUACAUUCCUCAUCAUGAAACUUCUAGAUUGCCUUCUGCGAGGCGGAGAUCAGGGGAAGGCCUUCAACAUGAAGAAAAUUUUCCCGGACAAGUCGCGAUCAGAAAAAAACAAAGGGUCUCGAUGAAUGUGGAGUCUAUAUGGGAAGUGUUGUGCCAGGAACGGGACUCUAGUCUGACAACGAAGCAAGCAUUGGAGGUAUUGAAAAAGCCAAGCCUGGCCCAAACUGGAGGUUGCACAGGGACUGCAGUGGAUUCGUGGCAGCGCAGGUCGCAAGCGUUGUACGAUGAACGCGCAGCCCUGACCAUGCUGGGCGCAAGCCACUUUAAUUUGAUAUCUGAUGCCUCGACACAUGCCGGAAGAGAAUUACUUGUGAUUCUACCUUUGAACAUCAUUGCCCCAUCGGAGCUGGAGUUGACCUCCUUGGUGGAACAGCUGGCCAAGGACAAAGAGCUGGUUCGUGUAGCUUCCUAUAGGUGGACCAAGGCCCAGCAUGCUGCGGAGGCGUUGUUCGCGCUGAACAAGUUGGAGCGUCUUAUCCAGGAGGAUAAGAAGCGGGCUUUGGAACUCAUGCUUGCGCGUGAGACCCCUGACUCCCUGCCAAUGUUUUUGGACGUUUGGGAGACCAUCAGGAAAGAGCUCAAGCUGCCUGAGAGCGCAACACGUGAUCAUGUUUGGUCUGCGCUGUCAAGCCUACCAACCUUUCGGAACAAGCAGACGCUACCAAAAUUGGGCCGAUGGUUUUCUUGGAACCAAAGUUGUGAAGAGAACCUCUGUCAGUGGACCAGUCUCAAGUUGGUUUUGGCGUAUCAGUAUGAAGGGCAGGGCUUGGAUCCAGACGAUGCGUAUCAAAAGAGACUUUUGCAGUCUUUGGCCCGAGAGACCGGAGCAGAGGACGCUUCCAAUGGCUCCAUGAGGAAACAGUUUAGCAAGAUGAAAGAAAAGCUAGGAGGUGGCUUGAAGCUAUGCUACCACCUCAUGUCUGACAAGCUUCUUCAAAUGACCAACAUCAUUUCUGUGUGCACACGUCCAGUGUGGUCGUGGUACACAUUGCAAGUUCAGACCUGCAAAAAUGCUGCUGACCAAGUGGAGAAUUUGCUGCGGCUUUCAGCAGGGUGGCAGAAGGAAUUCCAUUUGAGGGAACUGGCUGCUGUCCAUGGAGCAUUGACCAGGUCGCAGGAGCAACAUGAUCAAGUCCAAGGCUUGCUUCUUGAGUCCAAGUUUGACGACACAGUGGAGAAGAUCUCUGAACUAAGCGGGCAUUUGUUGAAGCAUCGAGCUUGGUCUCUAUCAAAAUCUUCCGCUCCUCCAGACUGCUAUGUUGGCUUACUCUCGGGCAAUGAGGCGAUUGCAAAGGAUGCUGCGGCGACUCUCAGAGCAGACCAUUGUAUGUUGCUUCAGCUGGAACAAGCUGCUGCAAACGCAGAGGCCAUCCCUCGAAUUUUGGAAGACCUCAAAGCUGUUUACACACCUGCAAUGCGGGUCGUUUACCUUGCUUUUGAAGAAGAUGGGUACAGCCAUGCAUCUGCAGGUGGUUUGCGCCUGUUGACAGGCCUUUUGCGAACGCUGCCAGACUCAAAGGUCAUCGAGGAUGUUCACAGUGAUUUGCGCUUGACCAACCAGCAUCAGCAAACGCGAAGGCAAACUGUGCACCGUCAGCAGCAAACCGUCUGUGGCUCCAGGGUGUUGUCAUCCAGGGGAAUCCCUCACAAGGCAGAAAUUGAUCGUGAAGUCUUUCUUCGAUGUUUUCCACGGACUCGGGACAAGAAGAGGCGUUUCUUUGCGCGUCUCCACCAGCUGCCUGAAGAGUGGUCUACUGUAAUGUCGCGGAAGACAUGGGGCACCAUCAGCGAAGAAACCUUGGUUCGAGGAGUUGCUGCCUUCAAUUUUUUGAGGGCCUACACCCUUGAUGACUUGUCCAGUGAAGGUGUGCGCGUUGCACACGGAAAGCUGAGCAAGUAUGCAGUUGGGCUUCAAGUCUUGCAGUUGAAACCUGCGGAUGCUGCUGUUCCAGAGUACACAGGUUUUUGCUUGAGCAAUUCUCAGUGGGGAGCCUUGUUUUGGCCCGUGUGCAUUUUCCAAGAUGGUGACAUCACAGGAUAUUUCUUGGAUCCAGCAGCUGAAGUUCAUUGGGUUUUCAUGCUGAAGCCACAGGAUUGGCAAGUCGUUUGCACCAAGGCCACACUUGUUGGAGAUCGAAUUGUGAUGAUCCCCACUGACACGGUCCCGAUCUUGAAAUACUACUUUGGGAACACCUCUCACCAAAACCAGUUGACCGUGGCGGACCUCAUUCUUCUAGCUGAAGUGAUGAAUCUAAACAAGGAAGAUUUCAACCCGGAAAAGUUGCUUCGCGUCGAGAUGGUUCACUGCUUGCUGGACAAAAUCAGUCCUGAGGACCACGAAUGGAUUGACAAGGUGAAGGCGUCCAUGAAAAAGCCACAAGCUCAAAAGACCAUUGGUGAUUGUCUUGAUGAAUUCAUUUUGUCCGAGAUGCCUCUGGAAGAGCAGCGGGACUUCAAAGAAGUCGCUGAGGAAGUUCAGACCAGACAGAAGGCAGGAUGGACAUUGGUGGACCAGAAGUUCAGACAACAGCACGAAAAAAAGAAAGCAAAACCUAAGAGAAAACCAAAGGCAAAGGCAAAGCCGGCAGCCAAGCCUGAGCCCAAGGCUAAAUCGGGAAAGUUUGGUCGCAAAAGGAAGAGAAUGGAUGGUGAUGGGCCUGACCUUGGCCCAGAGAAGGGUCGCGAGAGUCAUGGGGAGGCAGCGCCUCGGCUCAUUGACACGCGUGUUUCGAAUCGGCCAAUGAUUUGUCUGUCCACUCUUCUAACAUUAUAA
Messenger RNA from Cladocopium goreaui, 3600 nucleotides. NCBI's taxonomy places the organism in Eukaryota, Dinophyceae, Suessiales, Symbiodiniaceae. The record is from the annotation of a GenBank genome assembly.